Messenger RNA from Strongylocentrotus purpuratus (purple sea urchin), 3215 nucleotides. It is a transcript of the gene poli, whose product is annotated as DNA polymerase iota. The record is from RefSeq and is a predicted model, not a curated record. Bases 123 to 2411 code for a protein of 762 amino acids. NCBI's taxonomy places the organism in Eukaryota, Metazoa, Echinodermata, Echinoidea, Camarodonta, Strongylocentrotidae. The transcript is spliced from 10 exons. Gene Ontology annotation, biological process: translesion synthesis. Gene Ontology annotation, molecular function: DNA-directed DNA polymerase activity; damaged DNA binding.
CAUUCACAGACACUGCACUCCUCACUCACGCAUAAUUCACGAAAGAAUAUCAGAGAUUGUAGAUUACCUGUGAAGUUCUUUGAAGAGACCCAGCUCUCCUGAUCAUUGUCGAUAUAGACAAGAUGGAAAGAAGGUGGGAAGAAGAACAAAAUGACAUUGGAGGGGAAGAUCCAGAAGAGGAAGAUGAUGUUGAUUGGAGGAUGCCAUCAGCAUUGGGUUCACCCAGCAUCAAAGCCCCUUCCAUGCUAAUACAGCCAUCAUCCUCAAUUGCCCACAGAAGUGAGACGUGUCUGCAGUCCAAGCUGGGUCAUUCUAGGACGAUCGUUCAUAUUGAUCUGGACUGUUUCUAUGCUCAAGUGGAGAUGCUUAGGAAUCCAACACUGAGAGAUAAACCAUUAGGUAUCCAACAGAAAAAUAUUGUUGUCACCACCAACUACGUUGCAAGAGCCAGAGGUGUUUCCAAGCUUUCCUACAUCAAAGAAGCUCUCAUCAAAUGCCCAGACCUAGUCCUUGUCAGUGGAGAAGAUCUCACUAACUACAGGGAAACAUCUACCAAAGUGACAGAAUUGCUUGAACAGUUCUGUCCUUUGGUAGAAAGACUUGGCUUUGAUGAAAACUUCAUGGAUGUCACCAAGCUGGUAGAGUCGCGCCUGACAUCAACAGACUCAAAGAAACUGGUGCAUAUUGGACAUAGCUAUGAGAGUGAUGCACAAAUAGCUACUCAGUGUCAAUGUGGUUGUAGAGAUCGUCUGACCAUGGGCUCUCACAUUGCAAAGGAGAUGAGGGACACUCUGAAGUCCAAGCUUGGACUGACCAGCUGUGCAGGAGUAGCCACCAACAAGCUUCUGGCCAAGCUUGUAGGAGCUCACCACAAACCCAAUGACCAGACGGUACUCUUCUCUGAGUGGACCGAUUCAUUCAUGCAGACAUUCACCAAACUAAGGCAGAUUCCUGGAAUCGGUCAUUCUUCCGGCAAGAAGUUGAAAGGCAUGGGCAUACAGAACCUAGAGGAGCUUAGACCAACACCGGUCUCAACGCUUGCUGACCAGUUUGGUAAACAGCAGGCAGAGACAAUGCUAAGACUAGCCCAUGGAGUGGACGAUACUCCAGUGGUCAGCAAAGGUCCCCCACAGAGUUUGAGUGAUGAGGAUUCCUUCAAGAAAGUUGGCACAUUACCAGCAGCCAAAGAGAUGAUGACAGGCCUCAUUAAAAAUCUCAUCAAAAGAUUACGAUCUGAUGGUAGGAUUCCAUAUACUAUGAGGCUAACCGUCAGGAAAUAUGUGCCAGGAUCAUGGCACAGAGAGAGUCGACAGACAGGGAUCUCACCGAACCUCUUCCAGAAACAUGAUGAUGCUAGCCUUCUUGAGCAACUACUGGAAGUAGCAGUUGGUCUCCUACAGAAGUUGAUCGACACCAAUCGGCCAUUUCACCUGACACUCAUCAACAUCUGCUUCACAAAUUUGAGGUCAAAGGUCACCAAAGGUGCAAUUGAUUCCUUCUUCAGCAAGCCAGCAGUGAAACCCAAGGGUCUGGUGACAUUACAGUCUCAAGGUAUGUGUGAUGGAAAGACAGGAGAGAUGGAAGUCCAUUCUUCAAAGGAUGACAGCAUUGCCAAUGAGUUAGGAGAUCUACCGGCAGCCAACACUGAGGUCGUGGACAAGAUGCAUUUUGGAACUGUGAGUGGACACAAACCCAGGGAGGAAGAGAGAUAUGUAAUCAAACACAAACAAAAGCAACCCAGCAGCAGCGGAAGUGUAGCAAGUUUCAGGACAUCAGUCAAUGUGACAGGCAAAGUAGAAGCAGAAGGGUCAAAGUCUUUCUUCAAAAAGCUGGGUAGCUCUCCAAGCAACAAAUCAAAAUCUUUAUCGUGUAGAGGAGAGUUAGGAACUGCAAGAAAGCCUGAAUCAGUUGCUACGGGAUUGAGAGAGCAGUCGAGUUGGACCGUAGAUACAGCCAGAGAUGCUCCAGAAGGAGAAUUUGAUGAAGAUAAUUCAUUGCUUCUUGAAGAAGCUAUACGCUCGAGCCAGAAUGUGGCUUUAAAGCAGCCUUCAAAGAGGACCCUUGAGGAGUCAUCAUCACAUGACACAACAGAGUGCAGUGUGGAUGAUAGUUUGGCAAAAAGACUGAAGAAUGAUUCAGAUCAUGAAACAAAACCUACAACUAUAAAACAGAACAUGGAAGAGAUAGAAAUUCCUCCAGACAUUGACAGGUCAGUGUUUAAUGUGUUGCCUAGCAACAUGAAGGAAGAGCUCAUUGCUGACUGGGAAAGGGAAAAGAGGCGAAGAGAGGAUGAGUGUCUGUUGGCUUCAUCUUCACAGAAUUUGCCUAAGAAUAAGAAGUCUUCUUCGUCAGCGAAGAAAAAACAGCUUCCUGCUGUUAGGAAUACCAUUACAAAGUAUUUCAAGCACUAAUCCAGGGAACAUUUGUAUACGGAAUGAAUAUAACGAUAGGCUUCACUUGCAUAGUGCUAAAAACAAACAUCGCCAAUAAUCUAACUGAAAUUUAGCGAAGUGUCAAGAAAAUUUGAAGUCUGUUCAUCAUUUAUUUAUCAAGACCAGUUAAAUACACACCUAUUCCUUCUCGUACCAUAAGCAGUACAGGAUCAGUCAUCAGAAUACUGAAUUAAUUUGCGAACAAAAUUUAAAGAACAGUACACUUUAUCAAAGAAAGGAAGUCCACUUUUCAUGAUCAAGAUAUAGAUUUCUCUUAAUAAUUUAUAUGAUUAGCAGACAAAUUCAAAUGUCUUAUUUUUUAAAAUGUCAGAAAUAUACCGAAAUGUUGACUUGCAGUCAUUCCAGAGAAUCAGAGAAUUUAAGCCUGAAGAAAUAAAUGUAUUGCCUGAAAAGAGAAGAUAACUAUACCAAUACCUCCAUGAUGCAUUUACUUUAAGUUGAAAUCUGGUUCUGUAUUUGACAGUUUCCAUGUAGAAAAUUUUGUGUUGCUCAGUAAUGUAUUGGUGACACAACCAUAGUGGUGUGACGGUUAUAUUCAAUAGUACUUCUCUCCACUUUCAGAAUCACUCAGUUUGCCAAAUCUCUACAAACAAACAAAAUGCCUGAAUAUCAAAUUACCAAGUACCAACUCAUAUAGCUUGGAAGAUCAGUCUUUGAAAUAUAUAUAUUUUUUGUAUUCUUUAAUCAAGAAUUCAAGUAAAUGAUUUUAUAAAGAAUACAUGAAAUAAAAUACUGUGAUAUUUUAUUGCAGGAAAUACUUAU